Molecule: messenger RNA, 9836 nt
Organism: Colletes gigas
Lineage: Eukaryota; Metazoa; Arthropoda; Insecta; Hymenoptera; Colletidae
Gene: sty
Product: mucin-5AC
Exons: 3
Coding region: 1-2322 (773 amino acids)
Biological process (GO): negative regulation of MAP kinase activity; multicellular organism development; negative regulation of fibroblast growth factor receptor signaling pathway
Cellular component (GO): membrane; cytosol
Source: RefSeq, a predicted model, not a curated record
AUGAAUUUAAUGCUGGCACAGCUCAAGUGCAAUUGGAGGUACAAAGAAGUCGCUACGAAAGGCGUCAUUCGAAGAAAGGUGCUCGAAGGUAAACGAGCCAAGUCUUGGAAGCCAGGACGAACCUCUGACACGCGUGUUAUCAGCGUCUUAGAUCACAGUGCCGAAAGUGUGGAUACCUUGGACUACGAGCCGCCCCCGGUGCUGCCACCGCGGCGCCCGCCCUGGCCGUCCAACAGCCCGAGCAGCACCGCCUCGAGGUACAUCGGGCAGCAGCGCACCACCUCCACCACCACGUCCUCGCUGACAGCGACGGCGGCUACGACGACUACCACGUCGACGACGCUAGUACCGGCGUCCCGAGGCUCAACGACCUCCUCGUCUGCGCGAGUGUCGCCGCAGCCGCCACCCUUGACGCCGCCCCAGUAUCCUGCGCCCCCACGGCCCCCUAGUCGAAACGGUGGGGAUGAAGCGCGUGUCGCGAGGGCGAGAGGAAGCGGACGCGGAGCAUUACCGAGCAUCAUCCUCGCUAAUGGAACGCCCUUGUCGAGAGUGCCACCACCUCGCGCGGGCUGGGCAGUGCGUAUCAACGAGGCGACACUUACAACCCCAACUCAGUCAAUUAAUCGUCAUCAGCAACAGCAGCAGCAUCAUACAUCGUGUCCAGGUACACCGAGAGCCGUCGAACAAUGGGCUAGCGAGCGGGCAUCGUCGUCGUCGGCUUUGUCGGUUUGUGGUACCGCGUCACCAUCCUCGCCAGAAGCAGCAACAGCAAGGAGAACGGGAACAGGAUCAAGCAGGGUCCUCUCAUCGUCGAGUCGAGUCGGUGGAGGAAGAGGAGCAGUGGGAGCAGUGGGAGCAGAGGUCACCGGUGUCCGUUUCGCGGAUCAUUGGCAGGAGGAGGAAGAGCUGGAGGCGAAGGAGAAGGAGGAGCACCGGAAGCGUCGCGUGGACGCAGCGGCGCGUUACCAAGCCGAGCAUCUUGGACUGAGAUCCGGUCGGCCGAUGUCGCAGAACAAUGCGAUACCGCCGCUCUCGCGGCCACCCUCCUCGCAGACCAGUGGAAUAAACGGAACGGAAAACGGGCUCGACGGUGCCGCGACCGACGCCGACGACGGGGACGCGCAAUCGGCAAUUCACCAGGCCGUUCAGCCUAGCAGAGUGCACGAUCACAAUCGGCCGUUUCCGCCACCGCGGUUGCCAACCGUGCACGUAGCAUCGCCGACGCCGGUGAACGCCGCGACCACGCUGGCGACCAGCGUCGUCACUACCGCCACCUCGACCACCCCGUCGAACCCUAGGAUCCCGGUGACCACCGCGCCGCUCAGCCCGUUGUCCAGCACCUUCCGAAGCAGACCGCGAAACGUCGACACGUCCGGCGAUGCGUCGCCCAGGGGGGUUGUACCGAGCGACACGCCGCCCAGGAGUCCCAUCGGCGAGGUCAGCCUCACUGUCCCGCGACCGGACGGCGAGAGGACCAUCAACGAGUACGUCGAGGGUCCGUUCAAGCAUUGCUGCCUGAACCAGGACCGUCGACUCGAUCACGAGAAGCGUUCCGCCACCACCGACUGUCCGAAGCUCGACAGGCGACAGCAGCGUCGGAAGGGUCUGUCGGACGCCUCGGUGGCCGCCACUCAUCAUCGAUUGCACGCGGCCAGGGCCCAUCAGGCGUUUCGAAGCGGAUUGAACCCGACGGGGACGCACGCGGCCGCGUCCACAGCCGCGAACGUCGCGGCGACGAACGCCGUCACCAAGCAACCGGUAUCCUUCACCAAGGAGCCAGCCAACAACCUCGCCUCCAGAACCUACGAUCCGGCCGGUUUGUCGAUAAUGUGCAAUUUCUGCGGCAGAUGCCGAUGCGAGUCCUGCCGCGAGCCGCCGCCGUUGCCCAGCAAGUGGCUGUGCGACAACAAGUGCUUCUGUUCCGCGGACACUAUCCUGGACUAUGCGUCCUGCCUCUGUUGCGUGAAGGGACUGUUCUAUCACUGCGCGGACGGCAGCGGCGGUGGCGGGAUCGACGGCGAGGCGGCCGGAAGCUGCGCGGACGAGCCGUGCUCCUGCACGGGGAACAAGAUGACCUCCAGGUGGGCAUGUCUGGCCGCCCUCACCCUGGUGAUGCCGUGCUUGCUCUGUUACUGGCCGUUCAAGGGCUGCGUGGCCAUUUGCGAGGCAUGCUACGCGCGACACGCCGCCCAGGGCUGCAGGUGCAACCCGGGCACUCUUGGGAGCCAGGCCUCGGGCAGGCAUCAUCCGAUCACCAACGACAUCGGGGACUCGAGGGACCCGGAGAAGAGGUUACUCGACCCGGUUACACCCGAGCUCUAAAGCGUCGCGUACGGGAAUUCCUCGCUUGACGGUAGCCGAUCCGGUGACCACCUGUCGGACGGUCGUUCGAACAAAUGUUAACACAGCGUUGGGGAUGACUUAAUUUCUUGGAUCCCGUACUGAAAUUCUGUCUUUAAGCAAGGAAUUACGCGUUCGAGGUUUACCGCGUUGACUGCCACAGCGUAUUCGCCCGAAAAUCCUUCCCACGCUACGGAAAACGAAAGAACGUCUGUUUUUAUUUUCUCUGCCUUCGCGGUGCCUUAUUCUCGAAAGAAUCCAACGCAACUACAAUCUAUCAGAAAUAAUUAACACGGUAAAAUACGGGUGUCAACAUAUCCGGGCAACCUGUGGCAAUCGACGGGCAAAUCAGCCGCGAACCGGAAAUGGACAAGAUUUUAUUAGAAUAUCGAACGACGGAUACGGUUAUUCGAUGGAAAUAAAUUUCGUUCCGUGAUUGAUAAAAUUUGACUUUCUCUGAUCGAUCGAUCGGAAGUCGUUGGUCCUUUUGAUCGUCGUUCGAAAUAUGUUAUUCGAAUGAAAGAUUUUGUCCAUUUUUUUGCCGCGAACCUCCUCUGCUCGUACGAGCCAUCUGACGGACGAUCGGAACGGUGGAGUGUCGUGUGGCGCUGGUGUCGAGGGACGAACGAUCGUCGACGGGGGCCGAUAUCCGCCGAUUCGAGACGAGUUGUGUACGCGAUCGCGCGGAGGGACACAUUUGGGAACAAAGUGAAUCGCAUCAAGUACAAGCAGUUGCAUUUAAGUCGAGAAACGAUGAUACGUGCGUUGGAAGUUUCGACGAGUUUGUACGUCUGACGUCGCGAGUGUUUUAUUAUUUAUUAUUUCUCUUCCAUGCGCACGCGCUCGCGCGCGAGCCAGAGAAUGAAAGAAAGCACGCGAGAGAGAGAAAGAGAGAAUGUCGAACGAGUGGGAAAAUGGCGGAAUGGAGAAACGAAAGCGUGGUGGAGAGAUUGGCGAGAAAAAGGACAAGGGAGGAUGACGGGGUUAGCGAAGGAGAAGAGCGCGGAACGUUGGAACAAGAUGGCGGAGAAAGGGCGAGAAAGACGAUGAUAAGGUACGCGAGCGUGCGUAUUACGCAGAGACCACUUAUAGUAUAGAUAGGUCUGUACACGAUAAAAUAUAUAAAUAGUGCGCGCACACACGGAGAACGAGUGGACGAACGUGCGAGAGAGAAAGAGGGUAAAUAGAAGAAACGCUAAAGUAUAUUAAACGCAUGCACGUGUGUAUGUAUGUACGUGUGUACGUAUGUACAGACACACGUGCAGUUUGUAUAAAUGCGUGUAUGUGGAAGUACAGAAUAUUCGCGUUAUUAUUGCCCGUCGUUUUUCUCGCGAAUUAAUCGCGUCCGAAAGGGGUGAAAGUUUUACUAAUUUCUUUUUUGCCCACUGGAAUUUAAUGGUAAUUUAGUUUCAUAAUAUCUCUAUUAUACUAGUAACGUAAACAUAACCUAACCUCGCCGAUUAUAGUACAUUUCGAAUCAUAAAGUGCAUGUCCAGUGCAACAAUGUUCAAGGUUAUGCGAGAUUGGAAGAGAUACUCGUAUUUUGUUUAUUUGAGUAUUUUAUACAAGCACGUACAGUGGACCAAUAAAAUUUGUUCGUUUUCGAGGAAACUGUUCCAAGUAAUUUUUUCCCGAUUAAUCGCGUGGCCUUGAACGCUAUUGUAUUGGGUAUCUCUUGUCUUGUCCGCAUAAUACAAUAUGCAGUGGUGUUUCUCAACCUGAGGUCCAUGGACCCCUGAACAUAAAUGCUUCCCAUAGUAUCAUAAUCUUUCAAAAAUACAGGUUAAAAUGUUUCUUGUUGUUAAUAACCAACAACAUUACAAAUGAACCGCUGAAAUUGUUUGCAUUGUUUUGUACUUAUAACAUAUUUAUUCUGCUUUCGCUAAAAAUACUAAACGAAAGCCAAGAAUGUAAUAAUUAAUCUACUAUUAUACAGUAUUAAUUGAAAUCACAGGAUGCGAAUCCGUUAAUUUCUUACCAUAUUUAUUUUGAUACAUCGCUUAGAAAACUUAUAAACAGUUUAAUCCUGUAUAAUCCAAACUAUACUUAGCUUCUUAAAAACAUUAUGUAAUAGUAGAAUGGGAUAUAAAUUGUAACAAACGCAAGGUUCCAUCCUAGUCUGAGUAAUUGUAAAGAGAUUAUUCGUGGACCAUACUAUCGCUUUAAAAUUAUAAUUUGUACAUAUUGAUAAUCAUAAUAGAUAGUGGAUAUGGAUCUUUAUAAUAUAUAAAGUAUAUAGAGGGUUGAAUUGAAAAAUAUGAACUUAUAAUGCAGAUAGAAAAUAAUAAUAUUAUUUUAUUCUAGGGAGUGUCUUGGACCAAAUGUUCUCUGAGAAACACCGAUAGAAACAAAACAGUACAUUAAGAAAAGAAGUUACAGCCGCAUUUGUGAUUCGAAAUUUAUUCCACGUUUUUGUAAAUUGUUUAAAGGUUUCCCCCUACGAAGAAUAGUAAAACUUUUUCCUCUUUCAUUUUUUUCUUGGUACCGUUCGACGACAGUUGAAUUUUCCCAACUUUCUUCCCGUGUAAAAUUGAGAUGGGAAAGUAAUAGUAUUUUCGGAGACACGAAUAAUUAAAUAUUAUCGUUAAUUGUAUCGUUUAAUCCACUGUUGCGUAACACCCAGUUGACCGAGGCAAGUUUUACUGGAUUCCCCGCAGAUUAUUCGCUUAUUUACCCCGGAGUAUUAAACAAUUGGACGUACAAACAACGAAGAAAUUACGUUAUCGAUACGACAAAAUAAAACUCACGCGACGGAGGGUUAAUUUAGCCCCUCCAGGCAGCCCCUAGUAAUUUAUUACCCCCCCAAGAUAUCCCUCGGGGAGGUUUCUAGCGACCGAGCCCCGAAGGCAUCUCGGUUUCUAGAAAAGUAUCGCCGGAUCAGUGAUAACGCGAACACCCUGUAUACGCAUAGAUAUAGAUAUGUAUAUUGUAUAUUACAUUUGUAUAAAGAGCAAACUUUUCUACGGUUAAUUUAUUCGUGGCUGCGUCGCCGAGUAAAAUAGAAUAUUCUACGUGUAGAGGGGGCGAGAAUGUUUGAUCAGCGGGCGGUGAAAGAAUUUUCAGGGGGCCGUUCCAGGUUGCCUUUACACAUACACAGAGACACACACGCGCGCGCGCGUAUAGGCGUACGGUAGAAAAACGCGCGCGAGAAUGGAGAAACGGGGCGAGAAAAAUUGAACGAGAGACAGAGAGAAUGGAAAAAGGAAGUUGGGGAGCGAAACGGAGGGGGAGGAGAUAGAAAAAGAGGAGGAUGCUCUCUGAAAAGAAGCAUUGUCCGCGUUUCCGAGCGUUUUCCUCCAGGUUCUCUCGAUGUACACGGUACAUACACCCCGCUUUUAUACUCGUUAACAACUGGUGGGGCACGUAUCGAGCGUGGCUUGUACGACACACGGAGAUAUCGAGAUAACGCACGCGUGUUCGGUUGCGUGAGAGCGGCGAGCGUCUGUAAUAAGAAUGAACAGGGAAUGGGGGGCGGGGGAGGGAUUUGCGUGUGCGUGUGGGUGUUUGUGUGUGAUAUGGGUGUACGUGCACGGGGCACGCCGAGAAAUACGGGCAGAUGGAAAAAGGACAAUUUCGCGGGGGCGUAGGGAAACAGAUAUCGGGGCAUACGCGUGAAAUCUGGUCGUGGAAGACGUACCGUGUGCUCGUGAAUUGAAUAAGGUGCAAAGACGGGGAGCUACACCAGCUACUCGGCCUAAAGCCACGUUCCCACGCGAUACUUCGACCCUUUUGGUACCAAAAAAUCGAGAUACCGGCUCCAGAACGUUUGUCGUCAGCUUUAACUCGCGGAUAAAUGUUAUAUUUAUUUUAACGAAAGUACAUCACCCUUGGAAAGCAAAUUGUAAGGUACUGAAAGGGUUAAUGUUAAUGCAGAUUUGUCGAUAUCGAAGGUAAUAGAAUGUUUCGUGUAUGUUCUUGUUUUCGAUUACGAUGGGGCCUUCUGAAUAAUUUCAGCGAUUUUUAAUACGUUGACUGCCACGCUGGUUUUCCAUGAGACGUCCUCGACAUUUGUUCAAAUUGUAGUGUUGAAAAAUAGAAAUAUUUGACAAUUCAAAUGGUGUACCUGUUAUUUUGUAACAUUCCUAACACAAGUAUUCGGGCUCCCUGAGCGUUAACGAUUCUCAAACGCGCGCGCAAGUUUGAAAUGAUAGUUACCAGUUAGCUAUCAUGGCAGUCAACGCGUUAAUAUUUUCCUGACGACGUCUUCUCUGCGGUCAAUAUUUUCCAAAUUCGUUAUUCCGUGCACUCGAGCUCGGAAAACUAUCAUAGAUCCCUGGCAGAACGGCAGGCGACGUACCUCCAAACGAACGCAAACGGGGGCAUAUCCAGCUCCUCCGCGGCGAACGCGUUUAUUAAUUUCUUUUUUCCAGUAUUAUCUAGUCGUGUGUGCGAGUUUAAUUAAUAAUUGUUCCGCGGCGAGCGCCGGGGUACGGUUGCCAAUCCGCGACGAAUGGCAAAUAGAGGAAACGCGACGAGAAUCUUCGCCUUAACGAACGCCGAGUUUAACGUACCGGGUAAUCGUUUUCCUCGUUAGUCGGGAGUACCGGGCGAACUUUUUCUCUCUCUCUCUCUCUCUCUCUUGAGCAAGAUUUUUGGAAUAAUUAACGCUUUCGAGGCCGCUGAUUCGCCGCCAGAGGCCGAGGCGCGGCGUUUAAUUGCACGGUAACAGCGCUUCCCACGCGGCCCAAGGUGUGUUAACCUUCCAUUGCUCGCCUCGCGGGGCUCGAUCGUUAAAGAACGCUCGCGCUGACAACGUUUCUCGAGGCACCGUCUCUUCGGUGCUUCGAUUCGAUUGUUCGGUCUCGAAAAUCCGACGAAAACCACCCUCCGAACGGACAAACGAUUACGCUUUGACUUUGACAAACGUAAAGCCACCUUCCCGCUUCCUCGACAGCGUUUACGCUCUGUUCGAAAGAUUCCUUCAAGAUUGUAGACCCUCUCUAGUUUCAUAGAAGGACGGUUUUAAUAAUUUCAAGAAUUAGUCUUAUCAUUUAAUUAUUCGUGAUCGAGCAUGGAGGCUGCAGUUUAUUAACGAGAUCGCUCCAAAGAUUAUUGGAACGAUGUUUCUUCCGAUCGCUCGCUCGCUUCGUUACCCGCGAAGAGGUAGCGAGAUGCCCGAAGAAACGAAACGUUCGCGCGUUCGCUGCUACUCGUUCGUUCGCGAUCGAGCUAGCGACGAUAGCUCGUGGAAAGAUCACCGCCCGCGGUGAACGCGUCGAGCGAUCGCGAUUGGCGAGCCCUCGACCCGCGUUCUGCACUCUCAGAAUCAGAAACAAACUUAACAAUUGCGAAUAAGAACUGUAAAUUAUCUCAAUUUUCACCCGAAGCGGGACUCAUCAGAGAUCCCAAUUUUUUUAAAUACUACGAGCGAGAUCGUGACUUUACGUUUCGAAAUCGAUCCUCUUUCGCUUCCAAAACGAAGAACGAUUUUAAUUCAAGUCGCGGGACUCUCGAGGUAUAAACGCGUGCGUUUGUCGAUCGAAUGUUCUUUUACGAAUCGCGUAACACCGUGACGAGCAAUUCGAAGCAACACUCGUUACUGUUAAGCUAUUACACGUUCUCGCGGAAGCGGGUCUGGGACUUCCUGUCGUACCUUUCUGUAUUCCAAUAUUCGAGCUCUUUUGGUCAUUCGAUCGUUCGUAAAAUAUAAUUCGAACACGUCUAUAUACAACAGUAUUUAUACACGUUUAUAUUCAUGCAGAUCAUUAAUCAUUUUCUAUGAAUCGAUCUCGGAUCGUUCGCGCGCGUGACUAGAAUCCAGCCCAACGGGAAGAUGUAGUAUUUAAAUACAUCAGUAUCCGCGUUAUUUAAAUAGCGCAAAUGCAUAAAUAAUUUCUUAUUUGAAUAUUUAAUCUUCCGUUGCGCAAUACGCCUGAUCGUGAACGCGAUGAAAAUAAUUCUAACACGAGCGCGCCGAUCUAUUGCGCGCCAACGUGGCGCCAUUGUCGUCGAUACCAUUUCUCGGUCGAUCGUUCAAUUUUUCGCGCUACACGUAAAAUCACUAAUCGCGAGGAACAAAGUAUCCAGAAGGUAAUCAUCCGUCGUAAAAAAAAAAUAGAUAUCAGAACGUUUUCGAAACCCACGGAACGUCGAGCUCCGAAACGAAACGAUCACCAAAAUGAUCAAUGAGAGAGGUCCCACCGUGCGUAUACAACGAUCCCAUUGAUGUUUCGAGCAUACCUGUCUGUCCCUGCGUGCAUGUCUCACACAUGUUUGUAUGCGUGGUCUGCGUGCGUGCGUAUGUGUGUGCGCGUGUCUCACCAAGCGAAACAAAAACUUUUUAUUAAUAUUAACUGUAAUACGCUCUGUAUAUGUCUUGUAAAUAUAUAUAUAUAAAUAUUAUGUAUACAUACACAUACACACACGCGCGUACGUAUAUAUAUAUUUAUGCAUUUCUGUUUAACGAACUGAGAAGUCAGUAGCUUUCGAGAAACAGCCCAAAAUAAUUCGAUCCACCGAUUAAUUUCCAAUAUCGUCUAGAACGCUGCUUUCUUUCUUUUUUUCUUUUUAUUUUUCUGCUUUCCCUCUUCCGACGUUCGCGUUGUCGCAUCGUACUUAGGGCAGCGGGGCAGCCUUCGAUCGUAGGUGUCCUUCCAAACGCAGGUGCUGUGCCUCUCUUCUUGCGAACAAAAUCGAAACAGUCAAAUUUCACGCGGAGUUGUUCCCGAUCUCUCGGGGACUCUGCCCUCGAAACCGGUCGAACUCGAAUGGGUUUUCGAUUCCGUUGCAAGUAUCCGUAACGCGGAUAGAUGCGAGAAGCGAGGUUGCAGAAAAGGAAACAAUUAUCACGAGAAAAACAGAGACUGCCGCGUAAUUGGACCAAUAUCGUCGCGAAGGGGAAGAUCCAUAAACAGGAGGGGAAAGGGAGAUCAAAGAGAAAGAAUGAAAAACUAGCGUACGCGUGUGGGUUCCAAUCACUCUGCUUGGACCAGCGGUUUCCAAACUUUUCAGCAAAUAUCAAUUUUCUCUGAUAAAAAACGAAAACUCCCACCAUCCGGAUAAAUUAUAAGCUUCGAAAAAUCCUCAGCCCUCGUUGCACAGAGCGGUCAAACAUCGACGUACCUACGUUUCUUUUUUAUGUACAUGUUACGUACAUAAAACGCACGCGCGCGCGAGAGAGAAAAAGAAAGAGAGAGAGAGAGAGAGAAAGUGAGAGUGAACAAACGAUGUAUAAAACGAGAAAAACGUACCAAUUCGGUGUAUUAACUUCCCCACCCCCCCAAACAACAACCCUUCCCCUCAACCCCUGAUGGACGAUCGAUACAAAUUCGCCUCAAGCUGAACGCGUUUUUACGUUUGAUGAUAAUAAUAUAUAUAUAUAAAUAUAGUCUGUAUACGUAUAUUAUUGUAUUGCGACGACGAGAACUCGGAGAAAAAAGUAAACGAAAACAGAAAUUCCACACUCUUCACUUCCGGUUGAUGCGAAUUCGUUACGUCCAUAGGAAUGCGUUGACGCACAUGUUGUUAUCUAAUUGUUAGUAGAUUCAGGUUUAUAC